Molecule: messenger RNA, 667 nt
Organism: Capsella rubella
Lineage: Eukaryota; Viridiplantae; Streptophyta; Magnoliopsida; Brassicales; Brassicaceae
Product: DNA-directed RNA polymerase I subunit RPA12
Exons: 6
Coding region: 99-458 (119 amino acids)
Biological process (GO): DNA-templated transcription; termination of RNA polymerase I transcription
Cellular component (GO): RNA polymerase I complex
Molecular function (GO): DNA-directed RNA polymerase activity; zinc ion binding; nucleic acid binding
Source: RefSeq, a predicted model, not a curated record
UUUGAUGUUCCAAUGGGGUUUAUUAGAUGUAUGCGUUGAUUAGUUAGCUCGAAUUUUUGAACUUUUAAAGUAUUGAUUUUUCGAUUCCGGGCUCUGUGAUGAAGAAAGCUCAAGAAAGUGGUUUCUUAUUCUGUGGUUUGUGUGGGACGAUGCUGAUCUUGAAAUCAAGAAAGCAUGCCGAGUGUCCACUUUGCAAAACAACGAGAAAGGCUAAAGAUAUCAUUGACAAGGAUAUAGCUUACAAAGUUUCUGCUGAGGAUAUCAGAAGAGAACUAGGAAUCUCUCUGUUUGGUGAAAAGCAGCAGGAAGAUGAGCAGCUACCAAAGAUCAAAAAGGCGUGCGAGAAAUGCCAGCACCCGGAGCUUGUAUACACAACCAGACAGACGAGGUCAGCGGAUGAAGGACAGACAACAUACUACACUUGCCCCAAUUGUGCUCAUAGAUUCACAGAAGGUUGAGGUUAUUAUAAUCAUCUCUCCAUCAUGUGAUUCAGAUUCUCAGAGCAUACCGGUUUUGUUUCUUACUUUGAUAUCAUCAACUCUCAUAUAUCCAAUGCCAUCAUUAGAACUUUAUGUAUAGUUCCUUCCAAUAUAUGUUCCGAAUUCCGAAUUCAACAUUCAAUGUCAUCAUCAUCAAUAGUAGCUGUAAAAUCAUCUAGUGAAAAUCA